AUGAGUGCCCAAUACAUAUUGGCUGGCAUCGCAGCCGCAGGACUAGCGUUUUGGUAUGAUUUCAAGAGCUGGCAAAGCUUCGGAACCGGAGGCACGCCACCCACGUUGGAAGGCUACAUCAAGAUCCGGCGAUGGGGACUUUACCUGCUAUACACGCGCCAAAACCUUCUAGAUGCGUCACCCAUUCCUGACUCAGGGAUAUCCUACAUAAAACCGCAGAAGGUUCCAAAUCGCGUUGGCCGUAGACCUGGGCUCACGCGCUGGACACUGCCCCAACGCCAGUUUCCAGAAAUGAUAACACCCGGCGCCUCCGCUACACUUCACAAUCUGAUGCGGGAGUUUGCGCAUGCGAAGGCCUACUCGAAGUAUAUCGAGACAGGUCCAAGUAAGACUGAGGGCGGCACUGGGUCAGCCAUCUACGUCAAACCAGAUGUUAAGACUAUCAACCCCGUCGCACACAAGAUCUUCUUCGAAGUAGCGCACGUACACCCAGCAGAAAAUUCAUUGCAUGUGUACGUAAGCCCACAAGACGCGAAGCUGGUGAUGAAGAGGGGCUGGGGACAGCGCUUUCCCGUAACUUGGUUGGCGCCGCCGAGCUGGAUCAUGGUAUAUGCGCCAAGGAACGAAGACGAAGUUGAGAUUGUGAGGGAGAUAGUCCGGGCUGCUGUAUGUCAUGCAGUUGGGAUGGAUGUCGAUGCUGAAGUAUAA
Molecule: messenger RNA, 708 nt
Organism: Alternaria burnsii
Lineage: Eukaryota; Fungi; Ascomycota; Dothideomycetes; Pleosporales; Pleosporaceae
Exons: 2
Coding region: 1-708 (235 amino acids)
Source: RefSeq, a predicted model, not a curated record